AUGUCGCGUCUCUUCUCCUCGCUACGGCACCUAGUCGGUAGGCCAUGUCUCCCCGACCCAGACAUUGAACAGGGCAUUCCACGUCCUCGUGUUCGGAGAAGGCUACUAGCUCUGGUCUCGGAGCCAUCUCCAAAAAUCUUGCGGGUCGACCAGCUGCCUAACGAUGUGCUUGUGGAUCAAGUACUUAGCUAUUUGGACCUACCCGACCUUUUGGCUUUGAGACGAGUGUCUGUAUUAUUUUAUGAACUUACUCACCAUACCGUUAUCUGGAAGAGACUCCUGCGCAGGACCGAUGUGGUUAUUCCACCCAUUCCGCCCACCGCUCGUUAUACACUGCCCCAUCUGACUGGGCUAGACUUAGAACGACUCCUUCUACGAGCCAUCUCCGUUGAACGUAGAUGGUCAGAUCCUUCAUUUAACGAAAUCCAGCCUUGGACGUUCAAUGCUCACCAUCGGAUAUGUUCCAUGGUCGCUUUGCCCGGAGGACCUUACUUGAUUGCUUCCGUCUGCGACCACGGAAGCAACCAUUAUUCUCUCGUUGUUUUUGUCACAGACUACAGCCGCGGCGGCGUCAUUCCUCUCGCCAAAACACGCACCAAAACAAAGGCAUAUCACUUGCAAGCCCGCUAUCUGACCGUCAAUGGAAAGCGCUCCAUCGUCAUCGCAUACGUUCGUAAGGAGUACAAGAACCAUAAGGAGAGACGCCGUCCGCACCUUGGACCACACGACAUCGAUAUUUCUGACUACGCCGGCGACUAUGAGGUCGAACACUCGGUCGCGGUCAAGCAUGAGUGCACCGUUCUCCAGAUUUCCCUUGAAAAGCUAGAGCAUCUCAGCGACCCCCGCCUGCAUUCCGAAACUGAUCGGUUCUUGAAUUACGCCAUCGCCCAGGAGGCCCCAUUCAGGCUGCUGGCUGUCAUCAAGUCCCGCCGCCAGCUGAUGCACCCCGUCCUGGAUGAGAUUCGAGGAUCGCCAUUCAUUGCGGUAGUCAAACUUCCAAACACCAUUGUCUUCAAGAAUCUUGAAGGGGGGGCCCUUGCGACUAUGGAUUGCGCGGCCACAACGGGAUUCCCGAACAAUGAACAUACCAUACUCGCAAUUCGCCUGAUUCCUGUACAGGAUACCAUUUUGGUCGUCCGGAAACUGCGGACGCCUCCUCUAGAGCCUUCCACAGAACGCGAAAAGCGACGAGGACCACAGGAUCUUUUGACCCCAUUCAUAGAGUACUACGCUAUUCCACCGAUAGGAGAGAAGCCGCUUGUUUCAACCAGCGUAUCUACAGCCCAGAUACAGCUAGAAAGUUGCUAUGCCUUGGAUGACGUCACCAUCUCGGACCAUGGCAUCCCAACACGCUUUGACGAUUCCAUCAAGCCUGUGUUGUGGAGCUCUGCGGAUGCUUACGCACCAUCCCCCAUCCAUAUCUUCAUGCGAUGUUAUCCGCCGGAGGCAUAUAUGCGCCUUACCAUAUACCCUGAGCGUAUACCCAAUGUCCGCCCUCCGACGCCACCAACAACAGACGCAUCUCCGAAGGAUUUGGCUCAGAGUGCGUUUGAGCAUAGUUUCCAAACAUACCAUUACCCCAUUUCGCAUGAGGGGCUUUACGGCGAAAAACUCCCGCCCCAACAUCCUGCGGCUGAACUGCGCAUUCUCCCAGGCUCGGCACGGGCUAUCCUGUACAGUGUUUAUUCAGACACCGUAACACUGGGACACAGGGUUCACAUCAUGGAGAGGUACAGCCUGCCCCGAGCGCAGACUGAGGAAAAGGAUAGGAAGGACGUCUGCAUGAGGUUUCCUCGGUGGCCCGGCAUGAAAUCCAUCCAGACCAUGGCUUGGGACGACACCAUUGGGCGGCUGUUCGUUGCGGAGAAGGACACGUCAAUGAUAAGUGUGCUCGAUUUCGGUGCCGCGCCACGAUUAGAUGACGACGGCAAGCGCAUGCCCCUCCCGGUCCACUUGAGUCCCCACCCCGACGACAUGCUCACGCCGAUGCCCGAAGUUCCCCCUCAGGAAGAUCACGACAUGACGUUUCUCAGCCAGUCCAACAGGACGAUAUGGGAGGAGAGGCUCGGCCUUGACUUCCCCGAGAAUGGAGACGACGAGAUGCCCCCCGACUAUUCCUUUCCGGACGAUGACGACUUACCUGGCUAUGAUGAAUGA
Molecule: messenger RNA, 2157 nt
Organism: Fibroporia radiculosa
Lineage: Eukaryota; Fungi; Basidiomycota; Agaricomycetes; Polyporales; Fibroporiaceae
Exons: 4
Coding region: 1-2157 (718 amino acids)
Molecular function (GO): protein binding
Source: RefSeq, a predicted model, not a curated record